AAUAACAAAGGGAAAAUAAAUUUAAAUUUAAUAAAAAUUGGCACAAAUUAUUUGUCGUAGUAUUCUUUAAAGUGAUCAAUACAUGCUGCAUCGCAAACAUGGUAUUUAAAGACGGUUUCUCUUCGAAUAGACCUAGAUAAGCAUGCAGUUCAUCGCUUGGGCGUUCUAUUUCCUCUAUUUAGAAAGCAGAGCCGCGUUAAAACAUGUUGCCGCCCUAGGCAUUUUUUUUGCCGCCCCUAAUAUAUAAAUAAAAAUUGGUAUGCAACAGUAAACUUUUAUUAGCAACAAAAAUGUCAAACUCUGGAAACAAAAACAUGUAACAUCUGAUAAUAUACAAAAAAUAAAAAACAAAAUAAACCACUUUUCAACUAAAGAAGAAAAUAAAUUAUACAAAAUCUACAAAAAAAUAAAUAAUAUUAUAUUCUAAAAGGUUUCUUCCUUGACUUUUCUUUGGCAAAAUCAUUUAUAACUUCAUCAUAAAGGUACGUUUUCGUAAGGACAAAUCCGGCCCGACAUGUUUGUUGGGCGACAAGUUGGCAAAAUUGACGGGUAUUUACGUAGCUACUUGUCAGCAACCGACAUGUCGUGGAAACGAUCUGAAAAUCGAACUCUGCAGUUAGCAUCAUCAAGAUGGCAGACGAUCAAGUAAAACAAGUAGUGUCAGCUUUCGUGGUGUUGGCAGAAAAUCUUGCAAUAGAGUUAUUAAAACCCCUCCAAUUAGGUGCAUAUAGCUCCUUAGUGACUGAUCUUUGCUUGCAAAGUGGAUACGAAAAUUUCGUUCGUAUGUCUCAUACCGAGUUUGAAGAGCUACUUCACCUAAUUGCUCCUCUUAUUAUCAAAAAUGGAAGAACUAGGAACGAUAACGUAUCUCCAGGGGAACAAUUAGCAGUAACUUUACGGUUCUUAGCUACGGGUGAUAGCUAUGGAAGUUUGAUGUAUCACCAUAGAAUAUUAAAGACUAAGUUGUCCCAAAUAAUUCCGAAUGUGUGUAAAGCAAUCGUUCAAGUUCUACGUGAAGAAAUUAAAAUCCCCCGAAAUAAAGAAACGUAGCAGCCAAUUUUGAAUCGAGAUGGAACUAUCCUAAUUGCAUUGGCGCCCUGGAUUGCAAACACAUGCAUAUUCAGGCACCAAACAACACAGGAAGCCUUUAUUUCACUUAUAAACAUAAUUUUUAAAUUUAAUAUUUACUUAAAAUAAAAUCAAUGUUUCUUGUUUAUGUAUCUCUUCAACAUUUUUAAUUAGACCGUAUGAUUUAAUACUAGGACAUCCCAAUAGACAAGGUGCUUGGAAGUUUACAAUUUGAAAUUCUACCAUAUCUUCUGUUUCAUCAAUUUUACACUGAACUCGAGUUGUGCCAUAAAUUUUUAUUUCCGAUCCAUUAUAGUUUCUUAAUUUUAUUUUCGACUUUUUAAUGUUUACCUUUAUUCGUUUGGCUAGUGUCUACCUUGCAUCUGAUCUCAUUUCCUUUUAUUUUGACUGUUUUAUACCACUCCUUUUUAUUUUUUAUAUUAUUUACACAAUAAAUUUCUCCAACAAAUAGCUUUUCUUUUUCUCCAUCAUUUUCAUUUUCUUUAGUAUCAAUCAUAUUUACUCUUUUAUUGCGACACAUUUUUGAAAAGUUUUUACAUGUAUUGCAUAUUUUAUUAAAUGCUGGGCAGUUACGAUAUUCAUGUUUGAAUCCACACUUACCAUAUGGUUUUUCUUUUUCUUUAUUGUUUUUUCUUUCAUUUUG
This is a messenger RNA of Onthophagus taurus, 1732 nucleotides long. NCBI's taxonomy places the organism in Eukaryota, Metazoa, Arthropoda, Insecta, Coleoptera, Scarabaeidae. The record is from RefSeq and is a predicted model, not a curated record.